Molecule: messenger RNA, 3455 nt
Organism: Cuculus canorus (common cuckoo)
Lineage: Eukaryota; Metazoa; Chordata; Aves; Cuculiformes; Cuculidae
Gene: C1QTNF6
Product: C1q and TNF related 6
Exons: 3
Coding region: 207-986 (259 amino acids)
Molecular function (GO): protein binding
Source: RefSeq, a predicted model, not a curated record
GGGAAGGGAGGCAGAGGCUGGGAGAGGGGCUUUCUCAGCUUGUUUGCGUGUCUGUCUUUCGUAAGCAUACUUUUCUGCAGCCUGCCUGCUCCAAGCUUUGCUUCCUUCAUCCUCUGCAGUGGAGCAGCUCCUUCUGAUCUGUCUGCGAAAACCUGGCACUAGCUGCUGCUCUUGGAAGAGCCAGACAUCAAUUUGGGAAGGUCACCAUGGACACAAUUUACUCGUGCACACUCCUGACCUUCCUUCUUCUCCCUCUUUUUGUGCUUGGGGCACCCGCUGAUGAGCCCAACCUCACAGAACCAGCCCCUGAUACCUGCAAGCGCUGUUGUGACCCACUGGACUCUUCCACAGAUGCCCAACCUCUCCCUCCCAGCCACCAGCACUUGCCCUACCCAAUGCCAGAGGUCCGUCCCUAUAUCAACAUCACCAUACUGAAGGGAGAGAAAGGAGACCGUGGAGAGCCUGGGAUGCCAGGGAAAUGGGGCAAAGAAGGACCACGAGGCGAACGGGGUGCCCAGGGACAGAAAGGCAGUAAAGGACAGAUGGGUGCAGCAGGAGACCCCUGUAAGCAUCAGUAUGCUGCAUUCUCCGUUGGUCGCAGGAAAGCACUGCACAGCAGUGAAGGCUUCCAAGUCCUGAUCUUCGACACCGUCUUUGUCAACCUCUACAACCACUUUGACAUGUUCAAUGGCAAAUUUUACUGCUCUGUAGGUGGACUUUAUUAUUUCAGCCUUAAUGUCCACACCUGGAACUUCAAGGAGACCUACAUGCAUAUCAUGCACAAUGAAGAAGAGGCAGUCAUCUUGUAUGCCCAGCCCAGUGACCGCAGCAUCAUGCAGAGCCAGAGCCUCAUGCUGGAGCUUAAGGAAAAUGAUGAGAUCUGGGUGAGGCUUUACAAGCGGGAGAGGGAGAAUGCCAUUUACAGUGAUGAUGUUGAUGUGUACAUCACCUUCAGUGGGUACUUGGUGAAGUCAAGCCUUGACUAACUGCCUCUCCUCCUCCUUGGAGCCUCUUUGGUCUUUUCCUUCUUUCUUUCUCUCUCUCUUUACUGCCUGCAACCACUGCAAAUCACUUGGAAAUGGGCCUGGCGAGUCUCAGGCACUGUAUGUGAAAUGUGCCACAAGGGCUUCCACCUCACACUCUGUUGUAGCCAGGUCUGUAUCUGUCCACUUAGAGUGACACUACCAUCUCUCACCUCCUCACCUCAUGACCACAGCUCAGGUUAUUGGCUUCUUCUAAAUCUGCCAGAAAGCUAUGUCUGACACUUAGGGUCCUAGAGCAGGGGGAAAGCUGAAAUGCUGCUCCUGAGGAUUUGUCCAUCCUUAGGGCUUUGUACACUGCCCUGGGCAUCCAGGCUCCUCUCUAUCCCAACUAGAUAUGCCAGUUUUGCAGCCCGUAACAUGGCCUUAAUGUCAGCUUUCACACCUGUAGUCUGGAGAGCAGACUGGUGUCUGAUAGCACAAGGAAGCAUGUAGCACAAGAAAGAUGUAGGAGUGAUGAGAGAUGAUACUGUCUUUCCAAAAAGGGGACUGUUAGCCUUCUGAAGUAUGUCAUUGGCUUUCCUUAGAUGCCUUUCUGGGUCACAGAGUCCAGGCUGGCUGUAAAAUCUAGACCUGGUGGAAUUAUCUUCUUUGUGCCAGAUGAAGAGAUGUGCCCUUUGAAGAGAUGAAGAGCCAGACACUCAGCCAGACUGUUCAGAGGCAUCUGCCAGUCAAUCAGUGGUGCCCACCGCUCUGUUUCCACUAGGGAUCAUAAGUACAGAAUGAGAGACAGAAAGAGAGACAACCUACCAAACCUCCCCUGGGGUGCUACUUGGUUUCAGUUCCCCAGCUGUGGCAAUCUAGUUCAGACAGUGAACCCAAAUCAGAGGUGCACUCAUGCCCUUCCGUUGGUAUCAGCAGACAUCCCUAAUGCUUGCUAAUGUGAAGGAAGAGUUAGGCCCUGGCUCUUGCAUGCCAUUACAUUGUCCUCCUGAAGGUCUUUCUCCCACAUUGGUAUUUAGGGGACCACUGUUUCAGGACCUGAGCUGGAGGCUGUAGAGGCAAUUGUAGUUAAAUCAAUUCCAAGCCUGGGCAGGUUGGCACCUCUUUGCCUCUGUGAUGGAAAAGAGAUACAGGUGAUACUACAGCACCUUGCCCCAGGGUUAAAAGCUUCCCUACCACAUGCUCUGUGCCCUUUCCUGGCAAUCUCAUCAGAGCAACUGAGAAAAGAAAGGGGCUAAAACAAACCCUCACUCUUCUUGUCAGGUUGGAGAUGUCAUGUGGGGAAAGAAAUUCCAGUGGUAGCAUUUUCUAAUACCAUUUGCACUGGUCUCACACUUUCACUCAUCCUUCUGGGAUUGUUGCAGUCCUGGGGGAUGCAGGUGAGGCUGACUCAGCACUUUGGGAAACCUUCUUCCACAUGUUGUGAUGCUCCUGUAAACAGCAGUGACAAGAAUUGUCUCUUGAGUCUCAGGACAGGACAAGAAGAAGAAACUGUAUUUCUCCACUGCCCAUUAUUUGUAAUGAAAUCUUCUGACUUAUGUAGCUUCUGCAGUCUUGUAAUUAGCCACAGUCUCUGCCUAACACCUGGGACUACGAGAGCUCUCCCAUAGGAGAUAUGCAUCAUUAUACAGUCUAAGUCCGGUACACUCAGCCCAGGAUGACAAAGGCACAGGGAUCCAGGCUAGAUAUUUAAAAUGAAUUUGAGAGAAUUGCAGGACAUUUUCUCUCUUGCCCUGUUUACUUACCCUUCCUGCUUUGCUAAGGAAGCUGUAUAGACUGGAAUGAGUUUCAGGCACUCUCUGCCCUGGAUCCUACCUAUCACUGUCAUUGAGGCAAGGGGUGUCAAAACAAGGUUUCACUGAGGCAAAGCAGUUUUGUAUUUUUCCCAGGGAGAUGUGUUAAUGGGAUCGUGGGAACUAAAGGACGCUGAGGGUUUCUUUUCCUCCCUUAGCAGGUCAAGCAUAUGGAAUCACUCAGAGUUAGGAUUUCAGGCAGUAGAGAGGAAACAGCAUGGUAGAGGUGAUGCUCAGGACCAAAUCCCUCUCUCUCUUCCUCAACAGGCUGCAAACACAGAUAUGGUCUAUUUAGAGUGUAUAGUGGCCUUGUGUCUCCCUGAAGAGAAGCAAGCCUCUCUAACACUGAAUGUCUCCAGAAACAAGCUUCCUUCUUUCUCCUUUUCUAUUUGGUGUUUGGAUGCCAGUGGUAGGUCUCAUGUAUUACCCAUGAGCAGCCAGACGGUGCCUGAUGUACUUUGGAGAGGAGGGCAGGGGGACCACAGGGUGUAUUUAACAAGCUGCUUGGUGCUAAACGAGAUGGCAAUCCCUUGGUGCUAAUCAGAUUUCAGGAGUAUUGGGUGCUUUCUGGAAGGUGUAUUCUGAGUUGUAAUGUACUGUGGAAUUAAUGGUGCUUUAUUGUACAAAACCAAACCCUGAGAACUUUUGUAUAUAUAUAUUUUUUUUCAGUGAUAUUAAA